AUCCUCAGUAGAGCCAUUUCCAAGUUGAAAGCUUUGGGAACUGAUAAUUGUUAGGAUAAGAUGAACACAUCAAUUUCUUUUUUCAUGGCUUGGCUCCAUAGAUAAUUUGAUAACACAAACUAAAUCUAUAUUUCAUGGCUGCUUCAACAUCUCCUUCUUUUGCUUCCCCCUUUAUGAGUAGUAGCAAGGCUAGGAACACUCCAGCCACUGUAAUUUUGCUUCAAAUGUGUCACAACUUCCAUGAGGUAAGGCAAGUACAUGCCCAAUUGGUGGUCUCUGGACUGGUAAACCGCCCUCCGAAUGGCGGGAGACUCGUGGAAUCUUACGUGAGAGUGUCACAGACUCAAUAUGCCUUGGCCAUCUUCAACACAAUUCAUUCUCCUGAUGUAUUUGCCUAUAAUACCAUCAUGAGAGGACUGAUGUUGGGUAAGGACCCCUAUAAUUCAUUGUUGAUGUAUGAAAAGCUGUUGAUGAAUGGACUAAUCCCGGAUAAUUUCACCUACACCUUCGUUCUCAAAGCAUGUUCCCACAUGAAAGCUCUGAUUGAAGGUAAGCAAGUGCAUUGCCGGAUGAUAAAGGCCGGAAUAGCGCCUGAUACUCAUGUUCAUAGUUCGUUAAUAAACAUGUAUGCGAGCUCAGGUAGCAUAGCUUGUGCGGAACGCGUUCUUGGAGAGUUCAAAGAGGAGAACACGCUUGCGAUGAACGCCAUGAUUUCAGGGUAUCUAAGUAAAGGUCAUGUUGACAAGGCUAGAGCAAUGUUCGAAAAAAUGGCAGCAAAAGAUGUUGCCUCUUGGAGUGCAGUGAUAGCAGGAUAUAGAGAUAAUGCUAUGUAUAAAGAAGCAUUAAGCAUCUUCCAAGAAAUGGUGGCUUUUCGCGUUUCUCCGAAUGAAUCGGCCCUUGUGAGCUCUUUGUCUGCCUGUGGCCAUUUGGGAGCUUUGGACCAAGGAAUGUGGAUUCAUGCUUAUAUUGAUAAGAAUAAGGUUAAGCUUAGCAUUACUCUUGGUACUGCUCUAGUAGACAUGUAUGCAAAGUGUGGCUGCAUAGAGAGUUGCUAUAAAGUCUUCAGGAAAUUGCCUAAUAGAGAUGUGGUCACAUGGGGAGCUGUUAUUUCUGGCUUUGCCAAUCAUGGAAAACCUGAAAAAUGUUUUGAACUCUUCGGUGAGAUGGUUUCUGAAGGAGUUCGACCAAAUGAAGUCAUCUUUGUGGCAAUUUUAUCCGCAUGUUCUCGUGCUGGGUAUGUUGAAUUGGGGAGUCAAUAUUUCCACCAAAUGGUUAAUGAUUUUGGGAUUGUACCAUCAAUCGAACACUAUGGAUGCAUGGUUGAUCUCCUUGGCCGUGCGGGGCGGCUGGCAGAGGCAGAAGAGUUCAUCGUGGCAAUGCCAGAGAAGCCAAAUUCGAUAAUAUGGGGUGCGUUUCUUAGCGCUUGUAGGACACAUAAGGAUCCCAAGAGAGGGACGGUGGCAUUCAGGCACUUGAUGGAGCUCGAGCCAACAUCAGGUGACCGGUACAAACUUGCUGGGCUGAUGUUUGGCGGUGCAGGUGAAAGGGAAAAUGCGAGAGUAAUUACGAAAUUCAUUGACGAAAAUGAUUUGGAGAUGACUCGUGGAUCGAGCUUCAUUGAAAUCGAUGGCGUGGUUAAUGAGUUUGUGGCUGGUAGUAUCGAUCAUGAUAGGUGUAGAGAAAUCUAUAGCAUGUGUGGAGUAGGAAGUGAACAUGACACACAAUUAGGGCAUACAUUCUCGUGA
Morus notabilis is the source of this 1745-nucleotide messenger RNA. Its product is annotated as pentatricopeptide repeat-containing protein At5g66520. The transcript has a single exon. The record is from RefSeq and is a predicted model, not a curated record. NCBI's taxonomy places the organism in Eukaryota, Viridiplantae, Streptophyta, Magnoliopsida, Rosales, Moraceae. Bases 135 to 1745 code for a protein of 536 amino acids. Gene Ontology annotation, biological process: RNA modification. Gene Ontology annotation, molecular function: RNA binding; protein binding.